CGUCCCGACGGCCACGGCAAGUUGUUACACAUUCUCUGUCGCCUCCUCUCUUCUCUUCUGUUCUGUUCAAUCGCCAUCUGAACUGAACUGAAUGAUGUGUUUCAGCUAGCUGUGCGCGAGUGUGUGUGUCUAUUUUCCUGCUCUUCUGCGGUGCCAAAAGGCAAGAACAGUACAUUGACAGGAGCACCUUGGAGUGGAGAGGAUAGCAAGCGACCGAUAAGCGGGAGCGAUAGCCAGCCAGCAAACCUAGAAAGCCGGGCGCGGAGCAGAAGCAGCAGCCAACGUCCUGGGCGCAACGAUACAACCAGCGAGCAUCAUUAGCAGCCAGGCAGAUCCAGGCAGGAUCCGCACACGAACACGCACAUCAAGAUGUCCAACGGCAAGGCGACAGUGUCGUUCUUCGAGAACGGUAGCACCACACAGUUCGAGUACUGCUACCAAAUGUACCCGCAGGUGCUCAAGCUGAAGGCGGAGAAGCGUUCCAAGAAGCCACAGGAGCUGAUCCGGCUGGACCAGUGGUAUCAGAAUGAACUGCCCAAGCUCAUCAAGGCGCGCGGCAAGGACGCGCACAUGGUGUAUGACGAGCUGGUGCAGACCAUGAAGUGGAAGCAGACGCGCGGCAAGUUCUAUCCGCAGCUCUCCUAUCUCGUCAAGGUCAACACACCGCGUGCCGUCAUCGCGGAGACGAAAAAGGCCUUCCGCAAGCUGCCCAAUCUGGAGCAGGCGAUCACAGCUUUAUCGAACCUCAAGGGCGUCGGCACUACCAUGGCCUCCGCCCUGCUUGCGGCCGCUGCACCCGACUCAGCCCCCUUUAUGGCAGACGAGUGCCUAAUGGCCAUACCGGGAAUCGAGGGCAUUGACUAUACCACCAAGGAGUACCUCAACUUCGUCAACCACAUCCAGGCCACAGUGGAGCGCCUCAAUGCGGAGGUGGGCGGUGAGACGCCGCACUGGUCGCCGCAUCGCGUAGAGCUGGCUCUCUGGUCGCACUACGUGGCCAAUGACCUCAGUCCCGAGAUGCUCGACGAUAUGCCGCCGCCGGGAGCCGGUGCAGCGGCUGGCAACGCCACCGGGACCGCAACACUCAGCACAAACGGCAGCAGCAAGGUGCUCGACGGUGAUGACACCAACGACGGCGUGGCCGUCGAUUUGGACGACGAGAGCCUGGGGGCAGGCGGCCGCAACACUGCUACAGAAUCGGAGACGGAGAACGAAAACACCAAUCCGGCUGCACUGACGCCGCUGCAGGUCGGUGAGGGCAAGAGCCACAGCAAUGCCGUUGGUGUGGGCGCCGCUCUGCAGGAUGGCGACUCUAACUUCGUGUCGAAUGAUUCCACCUCCCAGGAGCCAAUUAUUGACGACAACGAUGGCACCACACAGACAACGGCUACUACGUCCACAGAGGAUGGUGAACCGAUAGCCAUGAGCAUUGGCAUCGGCAUUGGAAUCGGCCUGGGCGGCACACCCCUUGCCUCCGAUUCAGAGAGCAACCUUGAGGCGCCGCCGAAGAGCAACAGUCUGACCGACUUGACUCCUGCACAGCCCACGACCCAGAAUCCGAUUCCGACACAGACACAGACGCCGAGCCAGUCCCACAAUAAUAACAAGCAGAUAACCAACAAUGGACAGGCCGUUCCUCCAGCACCAGUAGCAGUAGAAGCAUCAGCACCAGCAUCAGCAGCGGGAACAGCUGCAGCAGCCACAUCACCACAGCCCGCAAACAAAACGGGACAGACUGCCGCAGCCAAUGGUAAUGGCAAUGGCAACGGCGUCCUGGCCGACGAUGAGGAGGGAGAGGCGGAGGACGAAGAGGAGGAAGAACUGGACGAGGAUGAAGAGAAUGAGGCGGAGCUCGAGGCAGACGAGAGCAACAGCAGCAACAGCAUCGCGAGGGAUAGCAAACUGCAACAGCUGGCGACGAACAAAGCGGCAGAGACGGUGGCGUCAGCGGGAGCCACCGAUCCGGCGCCAGCCAUCGGCCAGAAGCGCACAGCCCUGCACUGUGAGAUGGAGCUGAAUAAUGCCGGUGGAGGAGUUAAUGUAGGUGUCGGCGUUGGAGUUGGUGAGAAGUCGCCGGAGUUAAAGAAACUGCGCAGCGAAUGAGGCGGAGGCGAGGAUACGAAAACGGAUACGAAUACGGUAGCCAAAACGGAAACGGAAACUGAAACGGGGAUCGGUUCGCUUUGGUUCGGCUCGCCGCGUAUCCGGUGGAAAGACAUAUGUAUGUAGUGCAGUUGAGUCGACAUAGAGACAUAGAGCAACAUUACCUACACUUUACCACAACAACAUUCAAGAAAUUGUACUAUUAAGCAACUAAUUAUACAUACAUAUAAUAUAUUAUAUAUAUAUAUACAACAUAUAACGAGACGCAAACACACCCCCACACACAACACAACACCCUCAUACACGCCACACAACGCCACAUAGAGAACAGAACAGACAGAUCAAAGCAAAUGAGAAUAGGAGAUCCCGAUCCAGCAGGCAAAACCACAGAGACAUUUUAAUAGCAUAGGAAGGAAGGAAGGAAGCGCGCCAAGAUAAAGAAUUUGAAUCUGAAUCCGAAUCAGAGUCAUAAGAAACAGAAGAAUCCGAUCACGAAACCAAGCAGAGAGUUCAGAAUGCAGCGUUAACGUAACGUAAUAUUAUAAUUGAAAC
This is a messenger RNA of Drosophila kikkawai, 2655 nucleotides long. It is a transcript of the gene Amun, whose product is annotated as protein amun. NCBI's taxonomy places the organism in Eukaryota, Metazoa, Arthropoda, Insecta, Diptera, Drosophilidae. The record is from RefSeq and is a predicted model, not a curated record.